This is a messenger RNA of Manacus vitellinus (golden-collared manakin), 1347 nucleotides long. It is a transcript of the gene ENPP6, whose product is annotated as ectonucleotide pyrophosphatase/phosphodiesterase 6. The transcript has 8 exons. Lineage: Eukaryota; Metazoa; Chordata; Aves; Passeriformes; Pipridae. The record is from RefSeq and is a predicted model, not a curated record. The coding region runs from base 1 to 1314 and encodes 437 amino acids.
AUGGGGAGCCACAGCCUCCUCGCGCUCCUGCCCUCGCCGCCCUCCUGCCGCUUCCCGCCGCUCCUGCCGCUUCCCGCCGCCCCCUCGGCCCACCGCAAGCUCCUGGUAUUCUUGCUCGACGGCUUUCGCUUCGACUACAUCGAUGACAGCGAGCUGGAGGGUCUGCCGGGCUUUCGGGACAUUGUGAACAUGGGGGUGAAGGUGGAUUACAUGACCCCAGACUUCCCCAGCCUCUCCUACCCAAAUUACUACACGCUGAUGACGGGUCGCCACUGUGAGGUCCAUCAGAUGACUGGAAACUACAUGUGGGACCAGAAGGCAAAUGUAUCUUUUGAUAUUGGUGUGAAUAAAGAAAGCCUGAUGCCUCUCUGGUGGAAUGGAUCUGAGCCUUUGUGGGUCACAAUGACGAAAGCUAAAAAGAACGUUUCCAUGUACUAUUGGCCAGGUUGUGAGGUCGAAAUCCUUGGAGUCAGACCAAGUUACUGCCGUGAAUACUUCAGUGUCCCAACAGACAAAAACUUUGCGGAUGCCAUCAGUGAUGCCCUCGAGACCUUGUGCAACGGCAGCGCUGAGAUGGCCGCGGUGUACUACGAGCGCAUUGAUGUGGAAGGCCACCACUACGGCCCUUUGUCCCAGCAGCGGAAGAACGCUUUGAAGGAGGUGGACAAAGCCUUGAGCAACAUGAUCUCACUCAUCAAGAGCAAAGGCCUUCAGAAUGAAGUCAAUGUCCUCCUCUUCUCCGACCAUGGGAUGACAGACAUCUCCUGGGCAGACAAAGUGAUUGAGCUGAACAAAUAUAUCAACAUGAGCGAUACUAUACAAAUGAAGGACCGAGGUCCUGUUGUGAGCCUCUGGCCAGCUCCAGAGAAGCAUGCAGAGAUAUAUCAAAAAUUGAAAGCCGUGGAACACAUGGAUGUUUAUAACAUACAGGAUAUUCCAAACAGGUUUUUCUACAAAAAAGGAAAAUUUGUGUCUCCACUAACCCUUGUGGCCGAGGAAGGAUGGUUCAUAGUAGAGAUUACCCAGAGAGACUGUGGAAUCUCCCUCAUUGGAGAUACUCAAGAACUGUCAGCAGACAAUUCUGUGCAAUAUUUCCGAUCCAACUACCGAGCACCACCCAUCAGAUCCGUGGAUGUUUACAACAUCAUGUGCAGCCUGGCAGGAAUACAGCCACUGCCCAACAAUGGCUCCUGGUCCAGGGUGGAGUGCAUGCUCCGAAACACAGCUCCCUUGGCACCACUCCCCCCAUGCAGCAGCUGUGCCCUGGCACUAGUUGUGCUCUCCCUGUUCGCCAAGCAGAUCUCCUUACUGUGAUCCCUGAACAAUGUCAGUCAGUGUCACCAGCAA